Electrophorus electricus (electric eel) is the source of this 2133-nucleotide messenger RNA. The record is from RefSeq and is a predicted model, not a curated record. Lineage: Eukaryota; Metazoa; Chordata; Actinopteri; Gymnotiformes; Gymnotidae.
UCGGAAUUUUCCAUUCAGCUAUUCAAAGGCCACGUUCGGACGGAAGGAGAAUAGUGAGUUUCGGCAUCUAAUCUCUACAUUGCUACAAUUAGAUUUGGGUUGUAAGGAUCACCGUGCAACUUCUGAAAUCGUCUCACCUCUAUCUUGAGAAAAGAUCUAAAGUAUUUCUCGUCGCUUAUCUGCUUUCCUCAGCUUUCUGAUAUUACACAAUGUCUCAACAACAGAUCAGCCUUCCAGCCAAGCUAAUCAAUGGUGGCAUUGCUGGCAUUGUUGGGGUUACUUGUGUAUUCCCCAUUGACCUGGCCAAGACCCGUCUUCAGAAUCAGAGAAAAGGUCAACAGGUCUACAAGAACCUGCUGGAUUGUCUUGUCAAAACAGUACAAUCAGAGGGGUAUUUUGGCAUGUACAGAGACGUGGCUCCCCGCUGGGAUAGUGAAGGCUAGCCGAUUAAGGCGCAGCCACGCUGGAGGUGCUGCAGUCAAUCUUACACUCGUGACACCUGAAAAGGCCAUCAAGCUGGCAGCCAACGACUACUUCCGACAUCACCUCUCUAAAGAUGGGAAGGGGUUGACUGUAUUUAAAGAAAUGGUGGCAGGAUGUGCUGCAGGCAUGUGCCAGGUCAUCAUUACUACUCCCAUGGAGAUGCUAAAAAUUCAGCUACAGGAUGCUGGAAGAUUAGCUGCCCAGCAGAGAAUCCCUGGUAUCCGGGCCUCAGGUAAACUGGCUCCAACUGCCGCAGUGCUAAGCCGGUCCUAUAACACCGGGCCAAGCUCACCUGCAAGAGCCAUCUCUGCAACGCAGAUUGCCAGAGAGUUGUUGCAUGCUCAGGGCAUCCAGGGUCUCUACAAGGGCCUAGGUGCUACAAUCAUGAGAGAUGUGCCCUUCUCCAUUGUCUACUUCCCUCUUUUUGCUAACCUGAACCGAUUGGGUAAGCACUCAGAAGACGACAUGGUGCCGUUUUAUUGGUCCUUCAUUUCUGGCUGUGUUGCUGGCUCUACCGCUGCUGUUGCGGUUAACCCAUGUGAUGUGGUGAAAACCCGGCUGCAAUCCCUUAGCAAAGGCAGCAAUGAGGAGACUUACACUGGUGUUCUCGACUGUGUGAGUAAGAUAAUGAAGCGGGAAGGGCCAUCUGCUUUCCUCAAAGGGGCAGGCUGCAGGGCUCUUGUCAUUGCACCUCUUUUUGGCAUCGCCCAAGUCAUGUACUUUAUUGGUGUUGGAGAAUUCAUUUUAGGCCAGAGCCCCUUUAAACUCUACAAUCCUUGAGAAGUCCUCAGGACUGCCUCCAGUCUACUUGAUUUUAAACUGAAAACAUUUAGGAGAUAAACACCAAAUAUACUUAAGUAUACAAAUUGUAGAGAGCUUGAUGGCUGACAUCAACUUCCUGUUCCAUCUUCUGGCCUUACUACACUUCCUGUCUGGUUAACUGCCUUAUUUGAUAGGCUAUGGCUAAGAUUUUUGCACUUGUUGGUAAGGGCUUUUUUUACCAGAGAUUGGUGCUCUACAUCCUUCCAGGAGGAUCCAUAAACAUAUUCCCCUCAAUGAGGAAGAAUGGCGUCAUAUGGACACUAUUUAACAUGAUUGCAAACAUUUAUAUAUGUAUUAUUUUUCUGUAAUGUGUUUUGUAUCUGUUUUGAUGUUAGAUGUUUGACCCCAUAUGCAUUACUUCGUAAGUAAUUAAUGUAAUGAGGGCUUACAGUCAUGACCCCCCCCCCCCCAAAUGAACUGUGAUUUAUUUUACAUGGUAGCUAAGGUUUGAAAUAUUUUUCAUUCCAACCAAUUUUCUGAAGCAACGCAGCACCAAUGGUUGCACCGUGGAUACUGAGCAGACUAAAAAAUUUGUUUUUAAUGCAUGUCAUGAAAAAUGUCUGUUACACACUUGAAACAUUAUUCUUCUGGAUUUUAUGGACCAGCAAUUAUUUUGCUCUUAAUCAGCUGAAAGUACCAUAUGCUUCACUACAGUGAACAGGUUCGGGUACAAGGGUUAGGGAAAAAAAAAAAUCAUAUUCAUCAUGUGUACAGAAACAACUUAAAACCGUUUUUCUUUUUUAACAAUAGGGUACCCCAUUCUCUUGUAUCUAUUUUUGGUGAGUCUUUAAAAAUAAACUUAAGGUGCCUUUCCUAUUUUUAAAGCUG